Messenger RNA from Talaromyces proteolyticus, 2180 nucleotides. RefSeq names its product putative malate dehydrogenase. Gene Ontology annotation, cellular component: mitochondrion. The transcript is spliced from 8 exons. Lineage: Eukaryota; Fungi; Ascomycota; Eurotiomycetes; Eurotiales; Trichocomaceae. The record is from RefSeq and is a predicted model, not a curated record. Gene Ontology annotation, biological process: pyruvate metabolic process; malate metabolic process. The coding region runs from base 62 to 1855 and encodes 597 amino acids. Gene Ontology annotation, molecular function: NAD binding; malate dehydrogenase (decarboxylating) (NAD+) activity.
GUUCGUUUUCUCAUCUUCCGCUUCUCAAGUGUUAUUAGUUGACUAUGUCAUUAAACAUAGCAUGAUUAAACGCCGCCUUAUCCGACCUACAUAUCAAACGAAGAAACUGGUGGUAACCUUCACUAUGACCUCGAAGUUUAGCAAUCUACCCCGCGCAGCCACGGGACCACUGGAAUGCCCUCUCGAAAGCCAUGCCCUACUCCACAACUCCUAUUAUAAUAAAGGAUCGGCUUUUACCAAGGAAGAACGUCAUACAUUCAAGCUUCACGGCCUUCUUCCGCCCAAUGUGCAGACAUUGGAGGAACAGGUGAAGCGAGCGUAUGAUCAGUAUGCCAGUCGACCCAAUGAUCUAGCCAAAAACACCUUCAUGGCGAGCAUGAAAGCACAGGAUGAGGUCUUGUAUUAUAGGCUCAUCCAAGAUCAUCUGAAGGAAAUGUUUAGCGUGAUUUAUACCCCAACAGAAGGAGACGCAAUUCAGAACUACUCGAGGUUGUUCCGGAAGCCCGAGGGUUGUUUUUUGAACAUUAAUGAUCAAGAAAGGAUCGAGGAGGAUUUAAGUAGGUUUGCGGGAAAUGGGAAGAGUAAGGAUAUCGAUUAUAUUGUUGUCACAGACGGGGAAGAGAUUCUUGGUAUUGGCGACCAAGGCGUUGGAUCGGUGCUGAUAUCAGUCGCUAAGCUGGUCUUAACCACCCUAUGCGCAGGUAUCCACCCUGCCAGGCAGCUUCCAGUAGUCUUGGAUUGUGGGACAGAUAAUAAAGAACUGCUGAACGACGACCUAUACUUAGGUCUACGCCAUCCUCGAGUCAGAGGGGAGGAGUACGAUAAAUUCGUGGACAAGUUUGUUACCGGCGCAAGAAAGGUGUUUCCAAAUGCCUAUAUCCAUUUUGAAGAUUUCGGUCUCCAAAAUGCUAGGAGGUUACUUGAAAAAUAUCGGCCCCAAAUAGCUUGCUUUAACGAUGAUGUACAAGGAACAGGUUGUGUUACUUUGGCAGCUCUUAUGGCUGGUCUGCACGUCAGCAACAUUCAUAUCGCUGAUGCUCGGGUCGUAAUUUUCGGGUCUGGAACUGCUGGCACUGGUAUAGCCGAUCAAAUAUGUGAUGCUAUUGCAACUGAAAGCAGGAUAUCAAAGCAAGAGGCUGCCAAGCACAUAUGGUGUAUUGACAAGCCAGGGCUUCUCCUAAAGUCCCAUAAAGACAAAUUGACGCCAGCGCAGAUACCAUUUGCGAGAGAUGAUGCAGAUUGGACGGAUCAUGAGAAACUGGACCUUUAUAACGUCAUCAAACAAGUGAAACCGCAUGUACUGAUUGGAACGUCCACCAAACCGAACGCCUUUACCGAAGAAAUCAUCAGGGAAAUGGCUAAACAUGUGGAACGUCCAAUUGUUUUUCCACUGAGUAAUCCAACAAGACUACACGAAGCGCAGCCCAAGGAUAUCAAUGACUGGACCGAAGGCCGCGCGUUGAUUGCAACAGGUAGCCCGUUUCCUCCUGUGGAAUAUAACGGGGUCACGUACGAGAUUGCUGAAUGCAAUAAUUCCACCUGUUUUCCUGGCAUCGGCCUAGGUGCUGUUCUGAGCAAAAGUCGUCUGCUGUCAGACAAAAUGCUGGUGGCGGCGGUUAGGGCAUUGUCUGCGCAGUCGCCGGCGCUCAGGGACCCCAACAAGCCUUUACUCCCGGACGUCGUCGAUGUGCGUGAAAUCAGUGUGCACAUUGCCAAGGCAGUAAUCCAAGCUGCCAUUGAAGAAGGCUUGGCGCAGGAGAAGAACAUCCCCGAGAAUGACGCUGAGUUGGAGGAAUGGAUCAGGGCGCAAAUGUGGGAUGCGGUCUACCGGCCCUUGGCGAAACCAAAAGCAUAAUCUGAUUGCGUAUUAAAUUAUGAAAUUUGUCAACAUCACAAGAGAAGUGUGGCGAUUUCCUACAAAUUAGGAAUACGAACAGGCAAAACUUGCCGUCCGAUAGGGCUGAUGUCAUAGAAGUUGUGGCUGUGCUGGACCAUGUAAGAAAAUAGCGGUAACAAGCGAAGUAUACAAUUACAGCACAAUUACAUCGCCCUAUGGAUGAUUCUGCCUCGCACCGCCCUCUGCCUUGCCACACAGUUAAGCUGCUGUAAUAUUACUUUACCUCGAGAAGCGAUCCGUUCGAUCUGUGUAACAGUACCCCAGUUUGGCAAUUAGUAUGAAC